GUGCUUGGCGCCUGGGAUCGCUUUGGCCCGGUCCGGCCCGCACGGCGCUGGGCGCGGAGAACGGCCAUGCCGCCGCGGCGCAGUAUCGUGGAGGUGAAGGUGCUGGACGUGCAGAAGCGGCGCGUGCCCAACAAGCAUUAUGUCUACAUCAUCCGAGUCACGUGGUCCAGUGGCACCACAGAGGCCAUCUACAGGCGCUACAGCAAGUUCUUUGACCUUCAGAUGCAGAUGUUGGACAAGUUCCCCAUGGAAGGGGGACAGAAGGAUCCCAAGCAGAGGAUUAUCCCAUUUCUGCCAGGCAAAAUCCUCUUCCGCCGCAGCCACAUCCGGGACGUAGCCGUCAAACGCCUGAUACCAAUUGAUGAGUACUGUAAGGCCCUGAUCCAGCUGCCCCCCUACAUCUCUCAGUGUGAUGAGGUGCUACAGUUUUUCGAAACAAGGCCCGAGGACCUUAAUCCUCCCAAAGAGGAGCAUAUCGGGAAGAAGAAGUCAGGGAGUGACCUGACCUCGGUGGACCCUAUGGUCCUGGAGCAGUAUGUGGUGGUAGCAGACUACCAGAAGCAGGAAAGCUCAGAGAUCAGCCUCAGUGUGGGCCAAGUAGUGGACAUCAUUGAGAAGAAUGAGUCAGGUUGGUGGUUCGUCAGCACUGCCGAAGAGCAAGGCUGGGUGCCUGCAACCUGCCUCGAGGGCCAGGAUGGUGGACAAGAUGAAUUUUCCCUCCAACCGGAGGAAGAGGAGAAGUAUACAGUCAUCUACCCAUACACAGCUCGUGACCAGGAUGAGAUGAACCUAGAACGAGGGGCUGUGGUGGAGGUCAUCCAGAAGAACCUGGAAGGCUGGUGGAAGAUCAGGUUCCAGGGCAAAGAGGGCUGGGCCCCUGCUUCCUACCUAAAGAAGAGCAGCGGGGAGCCCUUGCCCCAAAAGCUGGGCCCCAGCUCCUCUGCUCACUCAGGGGCCCUCGACCUGGAUGGUGUUUCCCGGCAGCAGAAUACUGUGGGCAGGGAGAAAGAGCCGCUCAACAACCAGAGGGAUUGCCGGUUUGAAGGUCGCCUGGUGCCAGAUGGUGACGUUAAGCAGAGAUCACCAAAGAUGAGGCAAAGACCCCCUCCUCGCCGGGACAUGACCAUCCCUCGAGGCCUCAACCUGCCCAAGCCACCCAUCCCGCCCCAGGUGGAGGAAGAGUAUUACACCAUUGCCGAGUUCCAGACCACCAUCCCAGAUGGCAUCAGCUUCCAGGCAGGCCUGAAGGUUGAGGUGAUUGAGAAGAGCCUAAGUGGUUGGUGGUACAUUCAGAUGGAAGAUAAGGAGGGAUGGGCCCCAGCAACCUUCAUUGACAAAUACAAGAAGACCAGCAGUGCCUCAAGGCCCAACUUCCUGGCUCCCUUGCCCCAUGAGAUGAAUCAGCUCCGGCUUGGGGAUGCCACUGCUGUGGAGAACAAUACGGGUCCAGAAGUGGUGGGGCCCUCCAGACCACUGCCAGAAGCACCACAUGGUGCUAUGGACUCUGGGAUGCUGUGGUCCAAAGACUGGAAAGGAGGAAAGGAGGCACCAAGAAAGGUAUCUUCAGACCUGUCUGCGUCAGCAGGCUACGAGGAGAUCUCAGACCCCACACAGGAGGAGAAGCCCAGCCUCCCUCCACGCAAAGAGUCCAUCAUCAAGUCCGAGGAGGAGCUGCUGGAGAGGGAGAGACAGAAGAUGGAGCUGUCCCGGGGCUCCUCCCCCAAACCCCCUGGCAUGAUUUUGCCAAUGAUUCCAGCCAAGCAUGCCCCGCUGGCCCGGGACAGCAGGAAACCAGAGCCCAAACCUGACAAAAGCAAGUUCCCGCUGAGAAAUGACAUGGGGCUAGAGUGUGGCCACAAGGUGUUGGCCAAGGAAGUGAAGAAGCCCAACCUCCGACCCAUCACUAGGUCCAAAGCCGAGCUGCCCGAGGAGAAGGUGGAAGCCACCCCCCAGAAUCUGUUCUUGAAGUCUAGACCUCAGGUUAGGCCCAAACCCACUCCUUCCCCCAAAGCAGAGCCAGCUCAGGGUGAAGACCAAGUAGACAUCUAUCACCUCAGGAGCAAGCUCAGACCUGCCAAGUCCCAGGAGAAAACCAUAGUGGAUGGAGAAAGCCACCAUGCUGCUGGGGGUCAUGACACACCCCUCAGCCGAAGCUUCCUUCCCGGGGAAGGACCUGGCCGUGGCCAGGACAGGUCUGGCAGACAGGACGGGCUGAGUCCAAAGGAGACACCGUGCAGAGCCCCUCCCAGGCCAGCCAAGACCAUAGACCCUGGGCCCAAGAAUGCGCCUGUGCCCAUCCAAGAAGCCACCCAGCAAAGACCUGUGGUCCCACCUCGGAGACCCCCACCCCCCAAGAAAACCUCCUCAUCACCAUUGUCGUGCAGGCCCCUCCCAGAGGUCAGGGGACCACACCGUGAAGAAAACAGAGCCGUUCCUGCCACAGGCCGGGCCCUCCUUGUCCCUCCAAAGGCCAAGCCCUUCCUCUCCAACUCCUCCAUGGGCCAAGAUGACAUUCGAGGCAAAGGUGGGCUGGGGCCACGCGUGGCCGGCAAGGUGGGAGACAACAGAGAGAAAGCAGUCUCCUCCCUCAAUGCUGAUGGCCCUAAGGACUCACUGUAUGUGGCUGUGGCCAAUUUUGAAGGCGAUGAAGACACCAGCAGCUUCCAGGAAGGGACAGUGUUCGAAGUCCGGGAGAAGAACAGCAGUGGCUGGUGGUUCUGUCAGGUCCUCAGCGGGGCGUCUUCCUGGGAAGGCUGGAUUCCUUCCAACUACCUCCGGAAGAAACCCUAGCUUUCCUCUGCCCCUCUGUCCCCCCCCCCCGCACUACCCAGAGACCCCGCUGUCCCUGCCAGCCUGUCCCAUGUAUUUAAUAUGCAUCUUAAUUUAUCAGUCUCCACAGUAUUUCAAGGAAGGCAGCCAUUUGGGUGCUGUGGCUUCCUCCCUCCCAGGGUGGAGAAUUCUUGGUGCAGAGAUGUCCUGUAACCUGGCCUCUGAUUCUCCUGAGGGCUCAAAAGCCACAGCCUUUGCUAAGUAGAAGUCAUGUCAGCAUCCUUGUCUAAUAGUAGCACCCAUUCUCCUAGACAAUGGUAUUGCCACCCAGAAGCAGGACAGUGACACUCUCUGACCUCCAGAACUGAGAGAGCUGUCACCUGGAGACCUUCCAGACCGCACCUCAGUGCUCAGCUGUAGCAGAGAGGGACAGCCCACACGGCCUUGUCAAUUCGGUCUAAUUUCUCCAUGUUUCUGGAAGCCCAAUGGUGGCUUUGUUCCCUGUUCCCAGAAUGCCUAGUAUUGGGAAGAACUGUGUGCUGAGAAAGCUCCCGGGCUUUCUGCUUCUGAGUCCUGAGCAGAUGCAGCCGCCCAGCAGAGGUCCUGGGGAUUCAUCUGGUCACCCUAACGGAGCAUGCCUCACUUCACUGCUGAAGCCCCUGGUCCAUCCAGGGCUUUUAAAUUCCAGUUCCUGCCCACCUCCCCCAAUAUAACGAGUUGCCAGGUUUGUUUAAAUAAGGCGGCCCCUCACAAGGCACACAGUCUGUGAGGGCUUCUUUGCCCAGUAGGUGCCAAACUGCCCUUGGCCUUUUGCCUUCAUGUUCUCUAACCUUCAACAAGCCUCUUCCGUUCUAUCGCACCCAUUUUCUAGAUGAGGAAGCUCCGGCCCUACAGGCCCCAGGACACGUCAGCUAGGAAGUGGGAGGACAUUUGAGUCUAGGCCUGCCUGAUUCCAGCACCAAUGCUCUACCCCUGCAAGAACCAGUGAGGGGAGAACUGAAGGUUAUUUAGGUGUCGGGGCAGGUAGCCUGGGGCCUUUUUCCUGUGGUAUGAUCAAAGGGACAGUAGUGACUGCCCUGGACUCGUAGCUGCUUUUCCAGGACAGGGCAUGCCCUGGAUUUUUUGUAGCUGGCACAGAGUCUGUAGGCUGGUAACCUGGGUGUAGAAAGAGAAUAAAGAAAGAUGAGGCAGUGUCCCUGGGUGGCUUAAAGGGGGCUCUGGUGGCUAGGGACCAGGAGCUAGGUCCAUGCCAAACUAAGCAGAGCAAGAGUAGCCAGCCUGCGGACUCCUGCCCCUGGCAGCCAUGGCUUCCUGUAGAGCUGUUUGCUUUUCUGUGUGCUCUCUCCCGGGGAGAAGCCCCGGGCAGCCCUUCCCUAUUUUGACCAAUAGAUAACCGAGGCCUCAAAAGGUCUGCUUAGUUAUUGCAGAGCUAAACUAGCUCCCAGCCCAGAGCAACUUGUACCUAUGAACAGGCUUCCUGUGAAAGAGGAAUGGAGUUGAGAGGGCAGAACCCCAUUCCAUCCCACAUGUCCUUCUCUCCACAUACCCCAGAAACCUCUCACCCCCAUGGCUCAUUUUUGCUGUGGUUUGAAAACCAUGAAGCUCCCUUUCCCAGGAGGCUUGAGUCCUACCUGCAGUGCCAAAGAUUCCAUGCAAGCGGGGCUCUUCACACCUGCCCCUUCCCAGCCCCUUCUCCGUGCCCCUCCAGCUCUGUUUGCUUUCCUCUGACCCAUGGUGGCACCAUUACUCUCUUCCUCUGCUCAGCCUGCAGCCCUGCCCUACCAGAGUACUGGACCAGGGUCUGAGGCACCUCCUGAAGGUCAUUCCAACUUAGUCUGGGCCCUCUUAGCACCGCUUCAGAGCUGCACACCCCACCACCGCCACCAUGCAAGAAGCCUCAUAGUUUUUUGAGUUUUGACACCUUCGCUUCAUGAAUAGCUUUCAUGGGCUGUUUUAUAAGCCUUUGAAGGGGCAAAGGUUUUUUGUUGUUUUGUUUGCAUUUGGCUCUCUGUAACCUUUUGCAAGCCCCUACUAUGCCGCAGGUACUGGGUAGACUAGGGCAUAGGGGCAUUACCCCUGACUGAAGAACUGAGUUUUUCCUACUAGCUCCACAGGAGGCUUCAUCUGCCUCCUUCCCUCCUCUGUGGGGUCAGCUGAGGUGGAGCAGACAGGCCUGUGGGCAACCAAGAGAAUUUGCAUUUUGUCUAUCCUGUGCUGCCAUGAACUGUGGGCGUGCAAGGUGCAUUCUCUGCUCACUGUCCUUUUCUUGGGUCCCAGGAACAGCCUGAAAUUUUCCGUAGCAAGCUCCGUCAGCCUAGUGGUCAUCCCUGACCUGGGCAACUGGAAGUGAGUGGGUCUGUAGAAGGCGGUCACUUACCCAGCUUCCCUUGCCUGGGACUUAGCUUUUUAUCACUCCUCUGGGGCAGAGUGUAUGCCAGGCUCUUCUCCAUCCCUGCCUUGGAAAUUUUCCAAAGCCACGGGAGCAAUGUCUGGGACAGUCAGAGAGCAGAUCGCCAAUGCAAACCUGCCCCUCACCCCCUUAACUAACCUUCACAUCGACGCUGUGAGAUGGCAAGGGCCACCCCAGUAUGUAAUGAGGAAGUGGUGGCAUGGAGAGUAUAGUCACAUCCCACCUUGUCCAGAAAUGUGUACAGCCCCUUUCACAAUCUCCUGGCCAAACAUUGGUCACAGGCCGGAUGGGCCCUGCUUUCUGGCUCUGUGGCUGCCUUGUUUCUACCCGAGAGCAGGUAUAGUGCCCUGAGCCCUGGAAACCUGGCCUUGUAAGUGGCCAGUUGGUAGAAUGAGACCUUGCUUAUAUUUUCUGGCCAGAAUCACUCUUGGGCAUUUGUGUUUAUACCAUGGCCCCAAGCUGAGGCCAGGGCAGGAUUGCACUCCAGCUACUUCACAUUCUGCCAGGAACUGGCUAGAGCCAUACUAGGCUUUCACAGCCAUUUUCAGCCUCUGCCACCAGGCUGCCCCAUAGAGUUGAUUUCUGUGGCACAGUUCUUGACCUUAAACUGUUUCUGAACCCACUGGGGACUUGGGUAGUGGGUGGAAAGUGGGGGACACAUGUGCCUCAGGAAAGAACAGGUGCCAAAUCUCUGCAAGACUUAAGGACAGUCUUUAUCACCAAAUUGAGAGGAAGAAAUUGCCCCUACCCUCUAAAAGCUGCCCGCUGGAGGUGCAGGGCAGCCAGAAAGCACUGGCCUGAAGGUAUGGUGUCCCAGGCUCCACCCCGAGCAUCCCAGAUACACAAGGACAUUAAUGGCUUAGCUCCUGGCCUUCCAUUGAGCCUGCGGUUGCCAUUUCUCUGAACCGCGUGGCAGUCUCGGCCCCUUCGCUGGCUGUCUAAACUUUCCUUCAGGCUUUUUCUGUGUACUACAGACAGCUGUAUCCUACCACAGACCAAAGAGUCCCUGAGGCCAGAGAGGUAUGGGCUGAACAGGUAGGAAGUUAAUUUGUAUCAUGGCCAAAGGCUUUGCCUUUGCCUGGGAGAAUUGCUCCCGACUUGCUAAGGUCCCAGCAGCUGAGCUGACCUGACCCCAAACAGGACUACACAGUUAAAGACAAUGGUUCAUACUUCACGCCUGCUCAUAGGCCACCUUCUGAACAACCUUCCCACAGGCCAGCUCUCCCUGCUCUGGGGGGUGACGCCUGGUCUCCGGUGCUAUCUAGUUGAGGUACCAAGCCCCUACAUAUGUGAGUGUUCCAUCGUCCUCCUCAUCUCCACUCUCCUCCCCGAAGGAAGCCCCUUUACUCCACUCAGAACAAGGGCUUAGCUUUCAUGCUUCAAAAGAGCAGAGCCGGUGCCAUCGCCAGUGGCCUUCACUCUCACUUCGAUGCUUUUUAAGAGUAAAGGUGCCCCACCAGGCUUACUACAGCAAUAAGCAGUUCUAAUGCAACGGAGAUGUCUGUAUUACGCCCGCAAUGCCUUUGUACCCUGUAACUAUUAGUUACACCUCUCUUAUCCAGGAGUGUGAUAAACUGUGGUCACCUUAGCCAUACAUGGUUCCUGUUUCAGGGCCACUGCGGAGCUAGGUUGCUUCUGAUAUCCCUCCAAGAACAGUGGGCUCUAGGCAGCACCGCCCAUUGCGUGGGGGUGUGUGCCCACAGAUGGUGCUGGGGACCCCCGGGUUCUCAGCCCUUCUCACACCCCCUAGGCCAACUGACAGAUCCUGGUGGUGGCUUUUGUCUCCCGUGAGUGUUUAAUGUGAGGGGGCGGGGGAUGAACACCUAGCAGUAGCAUGUAGAGACUGUAUACCAUUAGACAUUUCUUUUUAAAAUAAUAAAAUGCUUGACUGGUUUCAAGCU
Molecule: messenger RNA, 7080 nt
Organism: Psammomys obesus (fat sand rat)
Lineage: Eukaryota; Metazoa; Chordata; Mammalia; Rodentia; Muridae
Gene: Sh3pxd2b
Product: SH3 and PX domains 2B
Exons: 13
Coding region: 67-2790 (907 amino acids)
Biological process (GO): superoxide anion generation
Molecular function (GO): phosphatidylinositol binding; superoxide-generating NADPH oxidase activator activity; protein binding
Source: RefSeq, a predicted model, not a curated record